Molecule: messenger RNA, 936 nt
Organism: Dromaius novaehollandiae (emu)
Lineage: Eukaryota; Metazoa; Chordata; Aves; Casuariiformes; Dromaiidae
Product: olfactory receptor 5AU1-like
Exons: 1
Coding region: 1-936 (311 amino acids)
Biological process (GO): G protein-coupled receptor signaling pathway; sensory perception of smell
Cellular component (GO): membrane
Molecular function (GO): odorant binding; G protein-coupled receptor activity; olfactory receptor activity
Source: RefSeq, a predicted model, not a curated record
AUGGAUGAGGAGAACUGCACCAGGGUGACCCACUUCACCCUCUCGGGACUCACAGAGCACCCACACCUGAAGCCCAUCCUCUUUGCCCUCUUCCUGGGCAGCUACGUGCUGACCCUGGUGGGAAACCUCAGCAUCAUCGUGCUGGUCAGGGUCAGCCCCCAGCUCCACACCCCCAUGUACUUUUUCCUCAGUAACUUGUCCUUCCUAGACAUUUGCUAUUCCUGCACCAUCAGCCCCCAAAUGCUGUUGGACCUUUCAGAAAAACACAAGGCCCUUUCUUUUGCUGGCUGCCUCACGCAGUUUUACUUCUACGCUGUUUUUGCCACGGCUGAGAUUUACCUUCUGGCUGCCAUGGCGUACGACCGCUACGUGGCCAUCUGCAGCCCCCUGCUCUACGGGGUCGUCAUGUCUCCCGGCCUCUGCACGCGCCUGGUCGUUGGGUCCUACCUCGCGGGGCUGCUGAAUGCCGUCGUACACACGAGCGCCUUGCUCCAGCUCUCCUUCUGUGGCCCUCGGGUCAUCAAUAACUUCUACUGUGACGGGCCCCCCUUGUUCGUGCUCUCCUCCACUGACACGUGGCUCAAUGAGGUGGUGAUGUUUGUGUUUGCGGGCUUCAACUUGACCAUGACCAACCUGCUCAUCGUUGCCUCCUACGCCCGCAUUGCGGUGACCAUUGCGAGGAUGCGCUCUGCUGCAGGCAGGCGCAAAGCCUGCUCCACCUGUGCCUCCCACCUAGCAGCUGUCAUGAUGCUCUACGUGAGUUUUGUCCUCCUGUACCUACGGCCCAGCUGUAGUUCAGCAGUUGAUGAAGACAAGUUGGCUUCGAUAUUCUCUGCGGUAGUGAUACCUUUGUCAAAUCCUCUGAUGUAUAGCCUGAGAAACAAGGAGGUGAAGGCUGCUCUGAGGAGACUUCUUAGGAGGAAAAUGUGCCCAUGA